Messenger RNA from Silurus meridionalis, 3012 nucleotides. It is a transcript of the gene slc30a1b, whose product is annotated as solute carrier family 30 member 1b. NCBI's taxonomy places the organism in Eukaryota, Metazoa, Chordata, Actinopteri, Siluriformes, Siluridae. Gene Ontology annotation, biological process: detoxification of zinc ion; intracellular zinc ion homeostasis; zinc ion transmembrane transport. Gene Ontology annotation, cellular component: membrane; Golgi apparatus; endoplasmic reticulum. Gene Ontology annotation, molecular function: calcium channel inhibitor activity; zinc ion transmembrane transporter activity. The transcript has 2 exons. The record is from RefSeq and is a predicted model, not a curated record. Bases 411 to 1799 code for a protein of 462 amino acids.
UUAUAUGGGGACUGGGUGCUGAUUUGGGAUUCAGACAGCUGUGAACGUCCCGUCAUAUUCACCCAAUAAGAAAAGACGGAGGCGUGUUUCAGAGGUCCGUGUGGAGAAAGUAAACCGGACCGUGUGUAAAGGUGGAUUAUAAACGGAAUUCGGAGUAAUCUGAUGCACGAGAGCUGAUCACAUUUCUGUUGUGGAAAAAACAGAUGUACCAUUUGUUUGUUUUUUUUCAGAUCGUGUGCAUUGAUGUGUUUGUAGCAUCGUUGCCGUUGGUGACGGCGCACAGUGACAGUGCAUUUCAAAAGGCACGGUGCGGUGCGCAAAGGCGAGUCCCGGAUGGAUGAAGUGUUUAUUAAGGUUCAACUGUUACUAUGAUAUAAUCCAGUGUUUCUCUGGACGCUUGCAGCGAAAAGAUGGCUUUGGACCCGAAGCAGGCGAGGCUGCUGUGCAUGCUUUGUCUAACUUUCGGCUUUUUCGUGCUGGAGGUGGUGGUGAGUCGGGUGACCGGCUCGCUGGCGAUGCUGUCCGAUUCCUUCCACAUGCUCUCGGAUGUGAUCGCGCUGCUCGUGGCGCUGCUCGCGGUGAGACUCGCGGCGCAAACGGCGGCCACGAGCCUCAACACGUUCGGCUGGAUCCGCGCUGAAGUCAUGGGCGCGCUGGUCAACGCCGUGUUCCUCACUGCGCUCUGCUUCACCAUCUUGAUGGAGGCUGUGGAGCGCUUCACCGAGCCGCAGGAGAUUGAGAAGCCGCGGGUGGUGGUGUGGGUCGGAGUGGCCGGGCUGGUUGUGAAUGUGCUGGGGCUUCUCAUGUUUCAUGGGUACGCCGGACAUGGACACUCUCACAGCACAAGUAACAAGAAGUACGAGAAACCAGAGCCAUCUGAAGGAGAGACUUACAAUCUCCUGGUGAAGACCCAGUGUCCUGGCCCAGGGGACCAUGCAGUUCAAGUUGAACACCAUGGAAAUCCCACUGAAUGCCAACGUCUCACUGCAAAAACGGAGCCUGAUUUGGAUUCAUCUGCCCACCUCAACAUGCGUGGAGUCUUCCUGCACGUGCUAGGUGAUGCCCUUGGCUCUGUUAUUGUAGUGGUUAACGCGCUCAUUUUCACAUAUGUGUGGCAGUCAUGUGACAAUCGGGAGAAAUGUGUUAACCUGUGCAUCCAUAACCCCUGUGCUGAAAAGUUGCCUGUAAAUAACCACUUGAUCCUCAGCAAUGGCACCAGUGCGUUUGUUGUAGCUGGACCAUGCUGGGUACUCUACCUGGAUCCCAUACUUUGCAUAAUCAUGGUGGGCAUUUUGCUCUAUACUACCUUCCCACUGCUGAAGGAGUCAACCCUCAUAUUGCUGCAGUCUGUGCCUAAGCAGGUUGACAUUCAAAGGCUGAACAAAAAACUUAGGAGUCUUGAGGGUGUUCUAGCAGUGCAUGAGCUGCACAUCUGGCAGCUGGCUGGGAGCCGAAUCAUUGCCACAGCACAUGUUAAGUGCCAUGACCCAGUGUCCUACAUGGACACAGCCAAACGCAUCAAAAGCUUAUUCCAUGAAGAAGGCAUCCAUGCUACUACAGUCCAGCCUGAGUUCUCAGAUAACAAAGUUCCCACUGUCUCAGAGUGUGAACUGCCAUGUUACAGUCAGUGUACCCUGAAGCUCUGCUGUGACAAGAGUUGGAAAUCAGGGUCUGAAUCAUUGCUCGUGUACACAGAUGACUCAUCAAGUCAAAAUACUCCUCAACACUCCACCGCUAGCUGGAAUAUUAGGCAAAAUCCUGAUGUUUUUCUACAGACGGAGUUAGAGUCCACAGUCUAGGUUUGGUCAGUUUAUGAGUAUGCAAUUUUACAGCAAUCAGUGAAACAGGAUCAUAUCACUUGUGUGUCAAAAAACCCCAAAUACCUUUAUUUUACUACUUCCAACUUACCAAACGUGCUUAACUAAUACUACAUACAAUACCUCUUAUACCUCUUGGUGGCAUGGAUGCUUUGUCAUGAAUAUAAAUAUUUCUAGAAAUGUUUCUUUUAAGAAUGUGUGAUUUGGAGCACUUUAUGGUAUUAAUGUUUACUUCUUCCUCAUAGUAAAACACUAUCCAUGUGCCUUAUAUAAUAUAAAUAAAAAUUAUAUAUAAUUACACCGUGCAUUAUCAUUGUAUUAUCCUUUUAUCUUUGUCAUGAGUUUUGUGUGCAGUCUGUUUUAAAAGGAUUUGAUUGUAAUGUCAGUUCUAAAAACAAAGUAACAAAGUCCUCUCCAUCAGAGUGUCUUAACUUAGUGCCUAGAUGCCAGCUCUUAUAAUCUGAUUAACAGUUAACUACAUCUGUGCCAAAUAAAAUAUUUAUACCACCCGCUACUAGUGCUUACAUGAAAGGUUAUGUUAUUAAGGUCAUGAAUGUUGCAUGUUCUAGGGAGUGUCUGGCUCUGUAGGACAUCUUAUCUUCAAUACAGCUGUCAAAAUACAUGUCUCAGAUAAACCUUGAGAACAGAUACACAUAUAUACUAUGCCCUUCAGUUAAUUACUUUGUUAAAGUGUUUAAAUGGCUUGAAAAUAUCCAAGCCCCCUUAAGUGUUUGGAAUGGGUUUUUAAGAAACAAAAGUUUACAGCUAGCGUGAGAACACAACUUAACCAGGGCAGCAUGAUGCAAUCAAUAAUGCAGUGUAUGGGGCACUGUGUCAAAAAUACAAUAGAGAAUAGCCCUUAUUCAGUCCUUGCACAGUCCUCCAAUCAAUCCUCUAGGAUAAAAGACCGACUGUGAUGUCUGCUAUUGUGUACCUUUUCAAAAAAUAAAGAAAUAAAUGAUUGCCACUUACAGUAAUCAUGGUUUUAUUGUCUUGUGAUGUAAGGUUGAAUUGUUUAUCAGACAUUCAUUGAUAUAAGUACUAUAUGCGUGGAAAGCAUGUGUUAGAUAUAUCUGACUCCAUUGUUACAGUUGAUCAAAUCAGAAUAGACCUGAUUCCAGUCGAGUGAGAUCCUCAUACUUCAUAGUACAAUGAAGUUAAUGUAAUCCAUGGAUAAACAGAACAGUUUUGUAAA